CUGUCCGCUGCCACCCUGGCGCUGCGCUGCAUGGAUGGUGUUUUCCUCUCGCCCAACGAGGAUGAGUUCGUGGGCAGGAUCGCGGAGGAGCUGGAGCACUUCAUGCUGCAGGGGCAGCACCACAGAGUGCUCCUGUUCCCCCCUCUGUCCAGUCGCCUCAGGUACCUGAUCCAUCGGACCGUGGACAAUGUGGAUUUGUUGAGCAGCUUUUCUGUGGGAGAAGGAUGGAGGAGGAGGACGGUCAUCUGUCACUCGGCCGUCAGGCUGCCCAGUGAGACUAGCGACCAAAAACCCAGCAGCAACCCACCGAGACCGCAGCGACCUCCGCAGCCGUGGGGCCGUGGGGCCCGAGGCGGCAGGCUGCGGCACAGCGGGGAGGUACACAGUGACAACUCUCGAGCCUGCGUGGGGUCUGGCAGGAUAAAAAGGCCGCCCAGGAAGAAGCCAGAUAAAGCCCUGUACGUCCCCAAGGCGAUGCGCAAGAAGGCAGAAUGGGGGGAGCAGGAGAGCCCGGUGGCGGCCGGCACCGAGUCAGGUGGGGAUAUGGCACAAGAAGAAGAGAUCUGCCCUAAAGCUUCAGUCGGGGACGCCCAGGAGGAGCUGGGUAAGUCUGAAGGCAGCCCAGGUGGCGUCUCCUUGGCCCUUGGCAAGCAACAGGAGCCUGGCGAAGAGUGUGUUUCAGGAAAAAGUAAUGAUGACACAAACGAUGAACGUCCUCCAUGCUGUACGGAUGUCCCAUCGUUAGAGAAUAGUAAUGAUUUCUCUGGGCAGGAAAGUCAGGAUAAAGACUGUUCAGAUUCCCUUUCUUCUGUACACAAUAAAAACCCAAUUGAAGCAGAAGAGCAAGAUCAGAGCUGCGACAACACUAUUAUACCAGAAGGUAGCAAAAUCCUGUGCCAGCUGCAAGCUGAAGACCAAAACAGCCAGGAUGCCGGUGUAGCGGAGUGCGGCAAAAACUCCUCCCUAUCGGGAAGUCGCAGCAGUAACUGCUGUACAGACCCAGCUGCAGCAGAGUCGAGUGCAAUGUCGCUGGUGCUGGAAAACCAAGAUAAGAGCUGCGCUGCCGCCAAGAGCCUGGAGAGCGGUGGAAACGUGUCACCGCCUGAAGAACAGGGCAAGGACUUUGUGAAUGCCGGCACAGGGGAGGGAGGCAAGAGUUUCUCCGAACUGGAAAGCCAAGAUCAAGAGUGCCCCAGCGUUCCCCAGGUGGGGCGUAACCAGAACCCCCCAGAAGCCCAAAAUGAGCCUCUGGCCACGCCUGAACCGGUCCAUGGUGCCGACCCAUCAGCUCCUGCGGAGCAGAACGAGCGCUGGGUGGAUGCUCCUGUGCAGAACCGCAGUGGGAAGGUGUCCGUGGCCGAAGAGGAGGACAAGGAGCGUUCGGGCUUGGCCGAGGCACUGUGGCGUGAGCUGCACUUGUCUGCAAGUAACGAUUUCUCUGGGCAGGAAAGUCAGGAUAAAGACUGUUCAGAUUCCCUUUCUUCUGUACACAAUAAAAACCCAAUUGAAGCAGAAGAGCAAGAUCAGAGCUGCGACAACACUAUUAUACCAGAAGGUAGCAAAAUCCUGUGCCAGCUGCAAGCUGAAGACCAAAACAGCCAGGAUGCCGGUGUAGCGGAGUGCGGCAAAAACUCCUCCCUAUCGGGAAGUCGCAGCAGUAACUGCUGUACAGACCCAGCUGCAGCAGAGUCGAGUGCAAUGUCGCUGGUGCUGGAAAACCAAGAUAAGAGCUGCGCUGCCGCCAAGAGCCUGGAGAGCGGUGGAAACGUGUCACCGCCUGAAGAACAGGGCAAGGACUUUGUGAAUGCCGGCACAGGGGAGGGAGGCAAGAGUUUCUCCGAACUGGAAAGCCAAGAUCAAGAGUGCCCCAGCGUUCCCCAGGUGGGGCGUAACCAGAACCCCCCAGAAGCCCAAAAUGAGCCUCUGGCCACGCCUGAACCGGUCCAUGGUGCCGACCCAUCAGCUCCUGCGGAGCAGAACGAGCGCUGGGUGGAUGCUCCUGUGCAGAACCGCAGUGGGAAGGUGUCCGUGGCCGAAGAGGAGGACAAGGAGCGUUCGGGCUUGGCCGAGGCACUGUGGCGUGAGCUGCACUUGUCUGCAGGCGAUAAAGAGGAGAGCGCGGCCAUCCGCGGGCAGAGCAGCCUCGAGGACGACUGUACCGCGGAGCUCUUUGCAGAGAUUGUGGGUUAUUUAACGGUGAAGGACGUAAGCAUUGAGAAGAUCAGCUUUGAUUAUUCCAGUUACGGAGAUGCACAGCUCGGCGAGGGGGAUUUUGGCCACGUAACCGAAAUCUAUGACUUCUCCCCGUCGCUGAAAACGGAGCACCUGUUGGAAGCGUUCUCGGAUUUCCAUGAGAGUGGUUUCAAAAUCCAGUGGGUCGAUGAUACGCACGCCCUGGGAAUCUUCUCCAGCCUGUCUACAGCAUCUCAAGCCCUGGGGCGACGUUAUCCUUCUUUAAAGAUCCGACCACUGAUCCAUGCAACAAAGCAGUCUAAGAUCAAGGCACUUCAACGACCAAAGCUCCUUCACCUUGCAAAAGAAAGACCCCAGACUGACACUGCAGUGGCGAAGAGGCUGGUGACCCGGGCUUUGGGUUUGAAGCACAAGCAGCAGGGCAUCUCGGGCACCGAAGCGCUCCUGCCGGAAAGCUUGGACCAGGAGGAAUAGACCAUCUCGGCUAGAAAAGAUGUAUAGAUGAGCAUGGCUGUGAUAUUAAACUGCAUGCAGAACAGUGAGUUGCCACGGGGAUGUUCU
Molecule: messenger RNA, 2754 nt
Organism: Aptenodytes forsteri (emperor penguin)
Lineage: Eukaryota; Metazoa; Chordata; Aves; Sphenisciformes; Spheniscidae
Gene: R3HCC1
Product: R3H domain and coiled-coil containing 1
Molecular function (GO): nucleic acid binding
Source: RefSeq, a predicted model, not a curated record